AUGUCCCUCUCCUUGUCCUCUCCCUUUUCCUCUUUCUCUCCCUUCCUUUCUCGCCUGUAUAGAUCUGUGUGUUUUUUAAUGUCUCCCGCCUCGUCCUCUCUUUUCCACUUUCUUCUUAACCUUUUCUCCCCCCCCCACCUUUCUUAUUUCCAUCGCCUAAACUCUUCAGUAUUGAGCUGUGACUUUGUUGAAGUGAUCUAUAAGUCCUUCUUUCUCCCUCAACUUCUCUUCCUUCUGCAUUUUCUCCUCCUCUUCCUCCUCCUCUUCCUUCUACUCUUUCUCAUGCUCCUCCUUUUCUUUCUCCUCCCCUUUCAAAUUUUUAUCAUCCAACAUUUCUCUUGUCUCUCUAGAACUACUUGUGAUUUAAUUAUAGAGAUCUUCAAGUUCCUCUCCUCUUUCUCUUCCUCUUCCUUCCCCACUUUCUCCUCAUCCUCCUCUUCCACAUCCUUUCCCUCCUACUCCUUUCUACCCCUCCACUACAUAUUUCUCUCUCUCUCUCUCUCUCUCUCUCUCUCUCUCUCUCUCUCUCUCUCUCUCUACCUACCUAUCUAUCUGAGAGAUAAAUAUCAAGAGAGAGAGAGAAAUCUGUUCAUAUCUAUCAUCUAUCUAUCUAUCUAUGGCAGUCUGUUCAUAUCUAUCUAUCUAUCUAUCUAUCUAUCUAUCUAUCUAUCUCUAUAUAUAUAUAUAUAUAUACUGGGUUAUUCAAUAAAUAACAGCAAUUAUAAUGAUAUCAACAUUACUAAAAUAAUCGAUCACUCUCUCUUUCUCUCUCUCUCUCUCUCUAUCUAUUUAAGACUUCUAUCAAUGUCUAUCUAUCUAUCUAUCUAUCUAUCUAUCUCCGUCUCUUCAUUUUAUUCAUAUCUAUCUAUCUAUCUAUCUAUCUAUCUAUCUAUCUAUCUAUCUCCGUAUGUUCAUAUCUAUCUAAGUCUUCUAUUCAUAUCUAUCUAUCCAUCUAUCUACCUAUUUAUUCUUAUCUAUCUAUCUAUCUAUCUAUCUAUCUAUCUAUCUAUCUAUCUAUCAAAGUUCAUGUGUAAAGUUGCCGAUAAACAACGGCAUUUAAUUAAAUUCGACACAAAGCAACGAAAGAUGGUUGACUAUUAG
Acanthosepion pharaonis is the source of this 1101-nucleotide messenger RNA. The record is from the annotation of a GenBank genome assembly. Lineage: Eukaryota; Metazoa; Mollusca; Cephalopoda; Sepiida; Sepiidae.